This is a messenger RNA of Lachancea thermotolerans CBS 6340, 1338 nucleotides long. It is a transcript of the gene NPL6, whose product is annotated as Npl6p. NCBI's taxonomy places the organism in Eukaryota, Fungi, Ascomycota, Saccharomycetes, Saccharomycetales, Saccharomycetaceae. The record is from RefSeq and is a predicted model, not a curated record. Gene Ontology annotation, molecular function: chromatin DNA binding. The transcript has a single exon. The coding region runs from base 1 to 1338 and encodes 445 amino acids. Gene Ontology annotation, cellular component: nucleus.
AUGAGCAUUGAUUCACCAUCAUAUGAAGGUGAAUCCCCCGUUGGAAGGAGGUCCACUUCUGUGAGUGAAAGGCCAGACUACACAAUUGAGGAUGAUGGAAUAGAAUUAAAAGAGGACGACAAAGAUGAAGAUUAUCAGGAGGAAGCCGCAGAAGAGGAAGAAGAAGCCAACGGAGACGGAGAGGCUGACGGCGAGGCUAGUGGGAAUGAAGAGAAAGCCCCACCAGUUACAGAAUCUUUCCCAAAGGUUCACCGCUUACCUGCACAGCCAAGGCGUGGAAGGCCACCCAAGAGAAAGAACGUGGCUGACAAUAAUUUAACAGCAGUAGACGAUUCAAGAAACAGUUCUAAUUCGAGCAUGUCUGGACAUCUCAAGAGGCCUCAUCUUUCAUUUCCCGUUGACGAAAAUGGCGAGCCCCUGCCUGUGGUUAAUGACGAGUAUGCACUGCCUGACGAUCCUGAGGGGGAGACCAAGAUCAACAGAGAUGGUGAUUUGCUUGGAGGGCGCCAGUUUCUGGUAAGAACCUUCACUUUAUCUUCUCGUGGUGAGCGGAAAUAUAUGCUUUCAACAGAGCCUGCCAGGGCUGUGGGAUUCAGAGAUUCUUACCUCUUCUUUCAAUAUCAUCCAAACUUAUACAAGUUGAUCAUUUCGCAGGAAGAAAGGAAUGAUCUAAUCGACAGGGGUGUAAUACCCUACUCCUACAGAAGCAGAACAAUCGCCUUGGUAACGGCUCGCGCGGUGUUCAAAGAGUUUGGUGCCAAAAUAAUUGUUGACGGUAAAAACAUAACAGACGAUUACUACGUCGGACGUUUGCGCGAGGAAGGGCGUGUAGUUGAGGGGACGUACGCACGCGAACCUACUAAUAAACUUAUGGGCAGGAGUGCAAAUGGUCUUAACAUUCCCAAUGUAAGUGUCAAUCCUGCUAAGAACGCGGUGGAGUUUUUCGAUAGACGCAACCACAAUAUCGCUCCUGGAAGCAACAUAAGCUCCACAAAUUGGCUUUAUCAACAUGCGGCUGCGUGUAGUAGAUUCAACAGUGACCUGUUCUAUGACCGGGAACGCGCUCUGCUCAUCGAGCACCAAGGUUUGCGCGACCCUUACACAAACACGCUGCACCUCCCGCAAUCAACGCAACCCACGCAGGUUCUACGGUACGUCAAGAAGCCAAUCGAAUUCUCAGAUAAGAAGGUAAUCUAUGAGACUGUCAUUGAAGAUAAAGACCUCACGCGGCGCAACAUAGGCCUAGCCAAUGUUCCAGUUGAGGUUUUCGAAGAUGUUGUUGAUGAUGAUGUAAAGCAGGCGAUACUAGAGCAGCAACGUUUCGAGCAGAACAUAUAG